Odocoileus virginianus texanus is the source of this 2002-nucleotide messenger RNA. NCBI's taxonomy places the organism in Eukaryota, Metazoa, Chordata, Mammalia, Artiodactyla, Cervidae. The record is from RefSeq and is a predicted model, not a curated record.
AGCCAGAUGCGGUCGAGCGACGCCGGAGAUGGCUUCGGCUGGAGGCGGCGACUGCGAGGGCGCCGGGCCCGAGGCGGACCGCCCUCACCAGCGGCCCUUCUUGAUCGGCGUGAGCGGCGGAACCGCGAGCGGCAAGUCCACCGUGUGUGAGAAGAUCAUGGAGCUGCUGGGACAGAAGGAAGUGGAUCACCGGCAGCGCAAACUGGUCAUCUUGAGCCAAGACAGGUUCUAUAAGGUCCUGACCGCGGAGCAGAAGGCCAAGGCCUUGAAGGGACAGUACAACUUCGACCACCCAGAUGCUUUUGAUAACGAUUUGAUGCACAGGACUCUGAAAAACAUCGUGGAGGGCAAAACAGUGGAGGUCCCCACCUAUGAUUUUGUGACCCACUCAAGGCUCGCGGAGACCACGGUGGUCUACCCCGCAGAUGUGGUCCUGUUCGAGGGCAUCCUCGUCUUCUACAGUCAGGAGAUCCGGGACAUGUUCCACUUGCGCCUCUUCGUGGACACCGACUCCGACGUCAGGCUGUCUCGGAGAGUUCUCCGGGACGUGCAGCGGGGCCGGGACCUGGAGCAGAUCCUGACGCAGUACACCACCUUCGUCAAGCCGGCCUUCGAGGAGUUCUGCCUGCCGGUACCGCCUUCCGCUUGCCCGGGGACCUCCUUCCCCCCUUGUCAGAAGGCCCCCCGGUGCCUGUUCUGUGAGAGCCGAGUCGUGGACGGACGCAGUCAGCUGUAUACGUGGAGAAACAAAGAAGUACGCAGACGUGAUCAUCCCUCGAGGGGUUGACAACAUGGUGGCCAUCAACCUCAUCGUGCAGCACAUCCAGGACAUCCUCAACGGCGACAUCUGCAAGUGGCAUCGCACAGGGGCCAACGGGCGCAGCCACAAGAGGACGUUCCCGGAGCCAGGGGAGCACCCCGCGGUGCUGGCCGCGGGCAAGCGCUCGCACCUGGAGUCCAGCAGCAGGCCCCACUGAGGAGCAGGCUGCUCGGCGCCUGGCGGGCCCGGAGAGGACACACGGCCACAGACAGGGCGCUGUCGGGGUCCCGGUUACCUCGAGAGACCUGGACGAGUCGUCCACACCGUGUGACAGGUUCUCUGCCAGCGGCCCUGACCUCCUCCCCCGCUUCCUGUGUCACGGGGGCUGGAAGGGCUCUUCGCUGCUGAGAAUGGCCACAGAAUGUGUGGUACGCAAGGCCCAUGUUUGGGGGAACGAUGAAGAAACAGCCUGGUCACCGUGAUUUUGACGGUGAACCCCUGGCGAGAGAGACUAGCGUGACCUGGUUCACGCACGUGUAACUGGAACACAAGUUUAAAGAGAUAACCCUCUUCCGUUUUACUUGUUACACAACCACAUGUUUUCUGUUUACUCUGGUUUCCUAAUACCAUGCUCGCUGUGACCUAGUAACCCAACUUCAUGAGCCACUGGCGGGUCAUGAUCCUGGUACACACUGAUCUGGCACGCAAGGAGCCACGGAGAGGCGUCCUUCCUUCUGGCCUGUGCUCCGAAGGCAGAGCCAGGAGGGAGCCCUGGGGAGCAAGCUUUUCCUUAACCAGCACCACACACAUAGCCGGGGUCCCCUGGCUCAGCCCAGCCCUGCCCGCCUGCUUUCCUGCGAGCACAGCGUCUGGCUCGGCGCCCCAGAGCCCGGGCUGCCGUGUGGACAGGCCCUUCCUGGUGUCGCCCAUGGCCAAGGUGUGUGUGGACCGGGAGGUGUGAGCAGACGCUGUUGGUAAAGUGGCCAGUCCCUUGUGCUUGCCCAGUGACCUUGCCUCCCAGACGCUGGUGCUCUUGUCCUGGCUUGUCCCCCUUCCAUGUGGCAGCUGCUCUGUAAAAGUGGUCCCUCCCCAUUGCCGCCAGCUGUCGAGUGCUAACUAGUUACACUGGGACGUCGGGUGAGCCUGGCUGAGCUUGAGGGCUGGUUUCUGAUGACUGUGACGGUUUUGUCAAGUUUACUGUUCUUUUUGGAGAGAGAACCAAUAAAUAACACCAAAUGUGAA